Xiphophorus hellerii (green swordtail) is the source of this 4584-nucleotide messenger RNA. RefSeq names its product elastin a (gene elna). Gene Ontology annotation, molecular function: extracellular matrix structural constituent. NCBI's taxonomy places the organism in Eukaryota, Metazoa, Chordata, Actinopteri, Cyprinodontiformes, Poeciliidae. The transcript is spliced from 45 exons. Bases 220 to 3315 code for a protein of 1031 amino acids. The record is from RefSeq and is a predicted model, not a curated record.
UGGCAGCAGUGACCAGAAUAAAAACAGCAACACCAGACUCAGAGCGGGGGGGGGAAAAGCAGAGUCGUCUCCCCUCUUGUAAUGACACAGCGUCUCCCCCGUAUCUUUUUACCUUUCUCACUCUACUUGUCCGCUCUUUGAGACCUCGGGGAAGAGGUAAUUAGCUGGGAGAGAAUAAAACCAGCUGAUCGGGAGAGGGGUGGUGCAUUCUGGAGAGAGAUGGCUAACAGAAACACUCUCUUGCUCGUCUGUGGAGUCGUCCUCCUAGCGUUGAUUCAGUCCUCUCUUCAAGGAGGUGUGUAUGUGCCACCUGGUUCUGGAUAUAGACCAGGCGCUCCUUUGCCAGGGACUGGCUAUUUUCCAGGGUCAGCUGGAGGUGGUCCUGCAGGCUAUAAACCAGCAAAACCUGGAGCAGUAGGAGGUUAUGGCGGUGGAGGCCGAGGAGCUGGGACCGGCGGUUUGGUACCAGGAGGAGUGGGAACGGGCAGCCUUGGCUACGGAGGGCUGCCAGCAGGACAAGGAGGAAAGCCUCCAAAACCAGGUUAUGGAAAUCUAGGAACUGGGAUCGGCGGUUACGGAGGAUAUGGUGGCGGUACUGGAGGGUUUUACCCGUCACAAAAAGCUGCUGCCAAAGCAGGUGCUGGAGCAGGAGUGGGACCUGGAGGUGCUGGAACUGGACCUGGUGGAGCACCUGUUAUUCCUCAGACAGGCCUUCCAGGAGGAGCCGGUGGUGCAGCAGGAAAGAAAGCUGCCAAAGUGCCAGGUGUGGGUGUUCCUGGACUUUACCAAGGAGGAAUUGUACCAGGAACUGGGUUUGGUGGCCGUGGGGUUCUGCCUGGGGUCGCUACUGGAACAAACCUAAAUCCCAAAUCAAUUGGAGGACAGCAAGGGGGCCAAGUCCCAGGAACCAGAGGGUUUGGUGGGCCAAUGCAGCCAGGUGUAUUCCAUGGUUACCCCCUCAAAUCACCCAAAGCGCAAGGAGGCUACGGUGCUAAACCUGGAGGUGGCAAAGUUCCCUAUGGUUACGGGAGUUAUGGUGUUGGUGGAGCCGGACUUCCAGGAGGAAAAGCUGGUCCUGGAUCAAAGCCUGGUUAUCCUUUCGGAACUGGAGUGGGUCCUGGAGGCUUCUUACCUUCUCAAUCUAAAGCUGCUAAAUAUGGUGCUGGCGUUGGUGGCGUUGGUGGCGUUGGUGGCGUUGGAGGCGUUGGAGGCGUUGGAGGCGUUGGUGGUGUUGGAGGUGUCGGAGGCGUUGGUGGUGUUGGAGGCGUUGGAGGCGUUGGUGGUACUGGUGGACUAUAUCCAGGACAGGUGCCAGGAGGAUAUGGACCUGGGUCCAAGGCUGCUAAAUAUGGAGUACCUGGAGGAGUACCAGGAGGAGUACCUGGAGGAGUACCGGGAGGAGUACCUGGAGGAGUACCGGGAGGAGUACCUGGAGGAGUACCGGGAGGAGUACCUGGAGGUGCACCAAUUGGAGUACCAGGGGGAGGUGGAUACCUCCAACCAGGAAAAGCUGCCAAAUAUGGACUAGGCGGAGUCGGGGGAACGGGAGUAGCAGGAAUAGGAGGAGUGGGAGGAAUAGGAGGAGUGGGAGGUGGUGGAUACUCUCCUGCAGGCAAGGCUGCCAAGUAUGGUGUUGUACCAAGAGUUGGUGGAGGAGUCGGUGGUGCAGGCGUUCCUGGAACACAGUUUCUACCUGGAUAUGGAUCUCCUCAAACAGGCCUCGGAGGAGUAGGAGUCCCUGGUGGAGGAGGACAGGUGCUACCCGGCGGUGGCUAUGGUGGUUAUGGAGGCGGCGCAGGGGUCAAACCUCCAAAGUAUGGAGUUCCAGGAGGAGUUGGAACAGGAUUUGGAUAUGCAGGACUGGGAGGAGCAGGAGGAGCAGGAGGAGGGCCUUUUGUCCCAGCAGGGGGACAAUACUCUGCAGCAGCAAAAGCUGCCAAAUAUGGAGUUGCAACAGGAGGUGCUGGAACAGGAGUGGGAGCAGGAGGAACAUUAGGAGCCCAAGGAGCCGGACAAUAUUCUGCAGCAGCCAAAGCAGCUAAAUACGGAGUCACAGGUGGUGCUGGGACAGGACUGGGAACAGGAGGACUUGGAACAGGAGGACUGGGAACAGGAGGACUUGGAACAGGAGGACUGGGAACAGGAGGACUGGGAACAGGAGGACUUGGAACAGGAGGACUUGGAGGAGUACAAGGAGGUGGACAGUACUCUGCUGCUGCAAAAGCUGCUAAAUACGGUGGUGCUGGGACUGGACUGGUACCAGGAGUAGGAGGAGGGACUGGACUGGUACCAGGAGUAGGAGGAGGGGCAGGACUGGUACCAGGAGUAGGAGGAGUACCAGGAGGUGGACAAUACUCUGCUGCUGCAAAAGCUGCUAAAUAUGGUGGUGCUGGAACAGGACUGGUACCAGGAGGAGUCGGAGGAGGAACAGGACUGGUACCAGGAGGAGUGGGAGGAGGAACAGGACUGGUACCAGGAGGAGUGGGAGGAACACAAGGAGGUGUCGGACCUGGUGCGACUCCGGACACGUCCGUCAGCGGCAUUGCAAAUGGCUCCCUAUCGGCUGUAAAACCAGGGAAGGAAGUAGGUGUUGGCGGAACUCCUCAGCCAGGGCCCACUCCUAUCGCUGCACUUAAUAAGGCCCCAGAGGUCCCACAGCCCUGCAUUGGCACAACUGGUGGACAAGUUCAACCCGGCGCUGGAGUCAAACCACCAAAGCCAUAUGUACCAGUUCCAGGUGCAGGUGGAUAUGGGUAUCCAUAUGGAGUUCCUUACGGUACUGGUACCGGUACGGGUUUCGGCACCGUGCCUGGGCAGGGAGCAGGAACAGGAGUGAAAUAUCCAGUUGCAGGAGGCAGAGUAGGAAUCCCUCUGGCUGCAGGAGGCUAUCAAAUUGGACAGGCGGGAGCUGGUGGUGGAGUCAAACCACCCAAACCAGGUUAUGGUAACCUUGGAGGAGGAGGAGUUUAUCAGCCAGGUGGUGCUGGGACGGGACUGGGACCUGGAGGAGCACCAGUCGCACCAGGAGGUGGACAAUACUCUGCUGCUGCAAAAGCUGCUAAAUAUGGUCUUCAAUCAGGAGUUGGACCAGGAGGAGUUCAAACAGGUGUGGUUCCUGGUUAUGGUGGAGGAUACCCUCAGCAAUACGCCCCAGGUCAAUAUGCGCCAGCCUCACUGACCCCACAACAAGCCAAGGCAGCAAAGUAUGGUGCGCUGCAGGGCUUCCUUGGCGGCGGAGGAGGCGGAGGAGGCGGAGGCUUCUACAGAGGUGGCGCUGCAGGAUGCCAGGGUAAAUACUGUGGGAGGAGGAAGUAGAGGAUCUCCAGAUCCAGUGACCUCAAGACACCAUGGUGCUACUGCAUGAUCUAGAAUGUACAUUUUAUAUGCAAACAAAGCCCGAUUAGACAACCUGUAUAGAUGUUUGUUGUUGCUUACUUGACUUCAAUGUCUGUUUUUCUACAAACCCACCGACCCAGAAUUUUGUACACGUUUUGUUGUGAACAUAUGUUAUAGAUAGUGCCUUUUGAUUAUCAUGUAUGUGUUCCAGUUAAUCAGCUUUGACUCUUUGUACCCCGUCACAGGAGUUAGAAAUGCUUCGUGUCUUCAGUGAGUGUGUGUUUUUAUUGUGAUGAUCAGGCUGACCUUUGUGUUUUAACCCCUAAGACAAGUGGACGUGUCUCGCCCGUCUGAGCAGAACUCGCCGCCUCUCGGGGAGGGUUGGUUUGGUCAAAGCUCGCCCAAACACUGAUCAGAUCUGUCCAAUCUGCUCCCCGCUCUUCCUCCGCUGCUAUUUUUAGCCGUGCUGAGUGUAAAGCGGCAGGAGCUUGCUUGGGCCAACCCAUCUGCUCUGAGAUUUUGCUGAUUCUUGUUGCUGUGCAGUGAAGUCUUCUCAGCACUUUCUGAUCUUUGAAGAACAGAGAGAUGAACGCAAUUGAAACGUCUUUUAAUGCUUUACAGGGAGAGAAAAGCAGCCGGCCAGACGUAGAUGUCAGGCUGACAUGAACUUUAUGUGUGGUUGAAUGUUGGGUGUGUAGUCUCAUUCAUUAUUAUUUUAUUUUACCUGUUAUAAGUGUUUGGACUCAUAGCUGUAUUGUUAUCAGGAAAGCAUAAAACAAGAACAAUCUUUUUGCAUUUAUCCUCUGUUACUAAUUAUUACAGGCUUUGUUUAAUGGGGGAGGAUGUGCAUUUAUGUGAGGCAUAAAAAUCCUCUUGAUUAUUUACUUGAGCUGCUUUUAUCAGGCUUUACUGACCAAAGGUUUCUGAGUGCUGUUGCCAAUGUGACCGCAUCUCUCCGUGUGUAACUAUGUACUGUAUUUUUUGACUAAUUUUGAUGUUAGCUGGCUUCAGUUUCUUCCACUCGGGGCUGCGUGAGAACUGUCUUUGAGCCUCGCCGGGUUGGACCAUGUCAGAUGUGACGUGGGACGCUCUUCAUCUUUAUUUAAAACUGUUGUCAGAAGGAGGAAUGGUGUGGUUUUGCACUUUUUUUUAUGAUCUCCACGACACAUGCGACUCGAUCCUAGACAUCCUGGCAAUGUCUUUUCUUUAACAGAUAACAAAAUAAAUGUGUUUAAAGAAGUUGUUUUC